Messenger RNA from Beta vulgaris subsp. vulgaris (sugar beet), 2724 nucleotides. Its product is annotated as probable LRR receptor-like serine/threonine-protein kinase At2g23950. Gene Ontology annotation, molecular function: protein kinase activity; ATP binding; protein binding. The transcript has 11 exons. Gene Ontology annotation, biological process: protein phosphorylation. Lineage: Eukaryota; Viridiplantae; Streptophyta; Magnoliopsida; Caryophyllales; Amaranthaceae. Bases 563 to 2512 code for a protein of 649 amino acids. The record is from RefSeq and is a predicted model, not a curated record.
AAAAAACUCUCCCCUCCUAAUUGUAGCCUUCUGAUGCCAAACCAUCCUCUUCUCUGCACCCCCUGUUAUGUCUACAACAAGCAACCCAAUUGCGCAACUCACACACACAUACACACAGUCCAAUUUUUCAGUUGAUGUUAGGUGAAUUUUUCAGCUCACACUUCUGUCACUCACUCACUCUCACACCCAAUUUUUCAUUUUUUCAAAAAAAAAAAAAAAGAAUAUUAAUUUUAUUUCCUUUUUCUUUUUGUGGGAUGCCACUGAAAAAUUAAAAAAGAAGACGGUGACUGAAAAAAGACUUGCAAAAGAGAAGACUCACUCCCACACACCGAGAAAGAGAAGAAAAAGAGAGCCAAAAAAGAAAGAAAAAUAACAGAGAGAAACAAAGCAAAUUCUCCUUUUUAUUAUUUCAUUCUUUUUUUCUUUUUUUUACUUUUUCUUUUUUUUUUUGCUUUGUUUAAAGUUUUUCUCAUGAAAAAUGCAACAACAUAAACAUAAUCAUUCAUCAACAUCAUCUCAACUUCUGCUACUACUACUACUAGCUUAGAACUUCCAGACAAUAAUGGCCUUUAACCUUAUUUUCUCUCUCCUUUUCUUCUUCUUUCUAUUCUUAUCUAAUUUUCUAAUUAUUUCUCUCUCCUAUGAACCUCGUAAUCUUGAAGUUGAAGCAUUAAUUGAUAUUAAAAAUCAAUUAAACGACCCACAUGGAGUUUUAAACAAUUGGGAUGAAUUUUCUGCUGAUCCUUGUAGUUGGGCUAUGAUCACUUGUUCCCCUGAUAACACUGUUAUUGGACUGGGAGCUCCAAGUCAAUCUCUUUCAGGAACAUUAUCUGGGGCAAUUGCAAACCUCACAAAUCUCCAACAAGUAUUACUUCAAAACAACAAUAUUUCUGGCAAAAUUCCAGCAGAAAUUGGUUUAUUGUCAAAGCUUCAAACUUUGGAUCUUUCCAACAAUGGAUUCUCUGGAAAUGUUCCAAACUCUUUGGGUCAGUCCAAGAGUCUCCAAUAUUUGAGGUUGAAUAAUAAUACCCUGAGUGGUGCCUUUCCUGCAUUUCUAGCCAAUCUGUCGCAGCUUACUUUCUUGGAUUUGUCCUUUAACAAUCUAAGUGGACCUGUGCCCAAGUUUCCUACUAGAACAUUCAAUAUUGUGGGAAAUCCUCUGAUCUGUGGAAACAAAACUACUACUGAUGGUUGUUCUAGCUCAGCUGUUCCGGUUCCUCUUUCUUUUUCGGUUGAUCCCGCCCCUGGAAGGAGAAAGUCUAAGAAAUUAGCAAUUGCACUUGGAGUGACGUUUAGCUUCGUCUUGCUCUUCAUUAUGUUGAUUGGAAUCAUCUAUUGGAGAAGGGAAAAGAGGAACCGCAGAUUUAUGAUGAAGAUCAAUGGGUAUUCGAAUUAUGUAGCAGAUACUCAAGAAAUUGGUCAAAUGAAGUUGGGUAAUUUAAGGACUUUUACUUUCAAAGAACUUUACAAUGCAACAGACAGUUUUGGCUCCAAGAAUAUUCUUGGCAGUGGAGGGUUUGGAAAUGUCUACAAGGGUAAGCUGCCUGAUGGCUCUAUGGUUGCAGUGAAGCGCUUGAAGGAUAUUAGUGGAACAUCAGGAGAACUACAGUUCCAGACUGAAUUGGAGCUGAUCAGCCUUGCUGUUCACCGCAAUUUGCUUCGUUUGAUUGGCUUUUGUGCUACUAAUAGUGAGCGGCUUUUGGUGUAUCCCUACAUGUCAAAUGGAAGUGUGGCCUCAAGACUAAAAGGAAAACCGCCACUAGAUUGGAACACAAGGAAAAAAAUAGCUAUUGGAGCAGCUAGAGGGCUUCUCUAUCUACAUGAGCAAUGUGAUCCCAAGAUCAUCCACCGAGAUGUUAAGGCUGCAAAUGUUUUACUGGAUGAUUCCUAUGAGGCUAUAGUUGGCGAUUUUGGCCUUGCAAAGCUUCUUGAUCAUGGUGACUCUCAUGUUACUACUGCUGUUCGUGGAACAGUCGGACACAUUGCUCCGGAAUAUCUCUCCACCGGCCAAUCAUCUGAAAAGACAGAUGUUUUUGGCUUUGGCAUCCUUUUGCUAGAGCUAAUUACUGGGAUGAGAGCACUUGAGUUCGGCAAGACUGUUAAUCAGAAAGGGGCCAUGCUUGACUGGGUGAAGAAAAUUCAGCAAGAGAAGAAAGUGGAGGUGCUGGUUGAUAGGGAGCUAGGGACCAACUAUGACAGGAUUGAUGUUGGGGAGAUGCUUCAAGUUGCCUUACUUUGCACCCAAUACUUACCGGCCCACCGCCCCAAAAUGUCCGAGGUGGUCCGUAUGCUCGAGGGAGACGGCCUUGCGGAGAAAUGGGCCGCUGCCCAUGGUCAAGACAGUCUCAAUAUGGGCUUUUCUCAAGUUAACAACAAAGGUCUGUCGCGUACCGGGAGCACGCCAAUGGAUCCUCAUCAUCCACCCACAACCAUGUUUGGAGCUAGUUUUGAAGAUGAUGAUGAUGAACAUUCAUUGGAUUCCUUUGCUAUGGAACUCUCUGGUCCAAGAUAGCUAAAGUAAAACGACCAUAAAAAAAAAUUCACAGCUAUAAAGAAAAAAGGAGAUGCAAUUUUUGUCCCUAUUUCUAGUUUGAAAAAGAGAUGUAAAAAGUUUAUUCAUAUAGGAAUUUCUUAAAUUUCUGCAGUGAAUUAAACUGUUUGGUGUAACUUGUGAAUGUAAAUAUAAUUUGAGAAAGUGUAUUUAUUAGAUGCUGAUUUCUCCAA